AUGCGCUUGUCGGUGUUGGUCUUGCAGCAGAGCGUUACGUUAACCCUUCGCCAUCUCACCUCCGGUUGGUUUUUUCGUGGUUGUGGGUGCUCGUCGUCUGCCUGCAGCUUGGGCUACAGGAGUGAGAUCGCGAGUCAGCACACGGCCGGUGACAUCGGAUCGCCGUUAGAGUGGCUCGCAGAAGAGGUGAAGGACGUCGAGAUGGGAGACGCCUCUUCCGAAGAGGCCGCAAACACGGGGGCGCUGUCCUCCCUCUCGGCCAACGCUACCAGCAGGCACGACAACGGCAGUCGGCUCUUCGGCCGGACCCUGAACCGCACGCUAACGUCCUCGCCGCCGUCGACGGAGCGGAGGCUAACGGCGACAUCGCCGCCGCUGCCGCCGCCGGCACCGGCAGCCUCGUCGUCGGGGCUCAACUCGCCCACCACCUCCCUGUCCCCGGCGGCGGCCGGGGGGGCGGCGGCGGCGGCAGUCGCGGGGCAGCUGCCGCCGAAGGCGGCAACGACAACAACGUCGGCGAGACCGCCGCGUGCCCAGCAGAAGCAGCGCAGGCCGCCGCCAACGCCUUGGGCCCCGUGGAGGAGACAACCGUCGGAGCCGUCUAUCGCGCCGGUUUCUUCAUCGCCUGCGGAGACGGCGGAAAUGGUGAACAUGGAAGAGGGCAAUGCCGGUGCCGUGGCAGGGGCAGUGGCUACCGCGGGGAUACGGGGGGGUGGUCCCUGCAUCGCGGCCCGGGCGAUCCCGUCCCUGAACUCGCUCGAGUCGCUGGUGAUGCUCAUGCCGCCGUCGCCUGCGACGCCUCCUGAGGAGGACUGCGAUGCUGGGCCGGGGCCGUUCGGCAAGCAGAAUCCUUUGGCCGCAGCGGGGGGGUUACAAGCCGGAGGAGCAGGUGCCCGAAUGGGAGAUGGAACUACCGUGGACGAGGAGGAGGAGGAGGAGAAGAAGGAGGGGGAGUUGGGAGACGGUAAGCCCGGGGUCGAAACGUGCGCGCAGUUCGCCGAGAAGAGCGGCUUCGUCCCGUUUCGCGGGUACCAGCCCAGCGACGCGUGGCUGGCCGUCGCGAUGCAGAAGGAGGAGAAGCAGAAGGGGGAGGAGGCGGAGAAGGCUCGUCUGGCAGGGCAUCCCGCGCUGGGCAGAGCGGUGCCGUUGAAGGAAAUAAUCCACGAGGAGAAAAGCGUCGCGAGUCGAACAGAACGGACAACGGCGAAGGCUAGGUUCGCGAGAAACCACACCCUGGUGCAGCAGUCUUCGGAGGCGGGGCCCCUCGGCGAGCGCAAGGUUCCCGGGGAUGGAGACACCUCUCCCCGAUCCCCGUCCGUAACUUCGGCGUCUCCGCAGCAGCCUCCUGGUCCUGGGCUGCUGCCAGAUGGAGCGUUUCGCCGUGAGCGGGAGGUCUCGCCGCCACCGUCGCGGCCUUCGCCGCUGCCCCUGUCCAUGUCUUCGAGCUCGUCGCGGUCGUUCAUGCCGCCGGCGUCGCCCGCGAACUCGACUUCCCUGGCCGGGGCGGAGUGUUGUUCGUCGCAAUCCCCGGCGGCGCCGUCGCAGAGAUCGUCGUUGAAGGGUUGCACGUCGCCAACAGCGUCUCAGCUCUCGGCGUCUCCCUUGAAAGGCUGCUUCUCUCCGGUAGCGGAGUCGCAGCUUUCCACCUACUCUGAGGAGGAGGAGGAGGACGUUGACGUGGACGUGGAGAUUGCGCGAGCAUGUGAAGAAGAAGGGCUGGCGCCUUUCUCGGGGUCUCCUUCUCCCGAGAAGGAAUUGUUGGGCUGUUCGAAUACGGCGGCGGAGGAACAAAUCGCGACGGAAGAACAAAUUGCGGCGGGAGAAAAAAGUGGAGCGGAAGAAGGUUCGCCUUCGCCUUCCACCUCGGCAUCACCACCAUCACCCCAACCGGUGGUGGCCCAGCGCCGCUGCGUUGCGGAGGUCGGCAGCGAGCCGCCCGGCGCGGUGGCCGGCGGGGUCGCCACCGGCACCGGCACGGGCAGCAGCGCCGACAGCGGUAGCCGUGACCAAGCCGCGGAGGAGAAGAGAGGUCCGCCGGUGUCCCCGGCGGAGAUACCGUUACCCCCUUCACCGCCUCAACCUCCCCCUGGCCGAUCUCCGACACGACCACCGCUGCCAGACGGUGACUCGACCCAUGCCGUUGAUGAGACUCCCGAACGCCUCCGGUCACCGGUGACGACGCCGCCGCCUGCGGAACGCCCGGAAAGAGCACGGAAGGCGCCUCGGAUCGUUGCGAGAAAGACCGGGCAGACGAAACGGCCAAGGCUGAGUCGGAUGGCUGCCGCAGGUGCGGCUCCGCCGUCUGCAGCUGUGUCGUCGUCAGUGGAGAUGAAGGCGCCGCCGCCGCCGCUCUCCUUCACCACGGUCGGGGCGCCGCCGUGCCACCUCCUGUUCACGCCGCCGUCGCCGGCCGGGGGGUCUAGCUCGGCGUCGCCGACUUCUUCAUUCCGGACUUCGCCGGUGCCGCGGCCGCCGCUGCUGCCGCCGGCCGUGGUGCUCUCGGGGAGAGACUUGCCCCCGUCCGACCCCGCCGCCGCCGCUCUGCUGGCGUGGUCGCUGUCUGAUUCCACUCUGUCUGGCUGCUCUAGACCCGGCACCGGGGGUGGCGGGGGGGGAACGAGCUCGAUCCCGGUGUCCGUUUGCUCGGAGGCCGCCUCGCCAUUGGUCGGGAUGCGGUUUGUUGUGAAGGACGGUGGCGGCGGCGGCGGCGGCGGCGGCGGGGGGGGUAGUUGCAGCUCGAGGUCGAGGCCGAACUCGUGGUCGGACCACGGGGGAGGGGUCCCGCUGAUUGGAGUGAGGGGGUCCCCCCCGCUUGGCCACCCGCCAAGCUUGCCGGUGGCACUGUGCGGGGUGGGGCGGCCGGCGGCUUCGGCGGAAGAGGAGGAGGGUGCCGCUGCCGGUGCGGGCCAUGUUGCGGCGGCGGUUGCCGGGGCGGGGACUGCCGGUGUUGUCGACGAGUCGAGCUGCGAAGGCGGGGUUGGGGGCCGUAGAGGAAAGAGACCAAGACGCUAUUUUUUCCCGUAG
Molecule: messenger RNA, 3024 nt
Organism: Ectocarpus siliculosus
Lineage: Eukaryota; Phaeophyceae; Ectocarpales; Ectocarpaceae
Source: the annotation of a GenBank genome assembly